Syngnathus typhle (broad-nosed pipefish) is the source of this 840-nucleotide messenger RNA. RefSeq names its product zgc:153031. Gene Ontology annotation, molecular function: NADP binding; dihydrofolate reductase activity. Gene Ontology annotation, cellular component: mitochondrion. The transcript is spliced from 6 exons. NCBI's taxonomy places the organism in Eukaryota, Metazoa, Chordata, Actinopteri, Syngnathiformes, Syngnathidae. The record is from RefSeq and is a predicted model, not a curated record. Gene Ontology annotation, biological process: folic acid metabolic process; glycine biosynthetic process; dihydrofolate metabolic process. Bases 146 to 724 code for a protein of 192 amino acids.
CAGACGCCAUCGUGUACAAAUUCCACAUUCUGCGAAUUAACCCAAUGGCAAAAGAAGCUCGGUGGGCGUUAUCAGACAAGCUCGGAGCAGGAUCUGAGCUAAACUCGGAAUCGGACCUGAACUUCUUGUGGGUACAUUUCUGAAGAUGGAAGUGCAAAAGAAACCGGUACGCGUCAUCGCAGCGGCGUGCAAAGGCAGAGGCAUUGGAAAAAAUGGCACACUGCCCUGGAAAUUACCAUCUGAGUUCCAGUACUUUCUCAGCAAUGUUACACAAGUCUCAAAACCAGGAAAGUUCAAUAUGUUGGUGUGGGGCAAACUGAGCUGGUUCUCCAACCCUCAGACUAUGUUCCCAAUGGCUAAUGCUUUACAUGCUGUACUGAGUGAAACACUGGAGACAGUCCCAGAUCAUGCCCACUUCCUUUGUCGAGAUCUAGAGAGUGCUCUCCUUUUGGCUGCGAAGUAUCCACUUGCAGACUUGAUUGAGACCAUAUGGGUUCUUGGAGGCACUCGGGUCUACAAGGAUGCACUGGAUCAUCCCUGGUGUGAUUUGGUUUUCCUGACAGAUAUUAUGGCUGAAUUUGAGUGUGAUGUUUUCUUCCCUGAGAUGGAUCCGCAAGUUUUCAAAAAACAGGAAAGAUUUGCUGGAGUGCCAAGUGGAACCCAUGAGGAGAAUGGCAUUAAAUAUGAAUUCCAGGUAUUCAAGAAGAAAGAUUCACAAAGAUGAAGAGAAUUUUUUCAAUGACACCAGUGAGGUUAAGUGACCAUUUCAAUGUCUGUUAUGUUGUUGUAAUGUCACUGUGUGUGGUAAUAGUUCUCAUUGUUAUAAAAACAUAUAUGGUU